Halteromyces radiatus is the source of this 1037-nucleotide messenger RNA. RefSeq names its product velvet factor-domain-containing protein. The transcript has 7 exons. The record is from RefSeq and is a predicted model, not a curated record. NCBI's taxonomy places the organism in Eukaryota, Fungi, Mucoromycota, Mucoromycetes, Mucorales, Cunninghamellaceae. Bases 29 to 841 code for a protein of 270 amino acids.
CCAUCUCUUCCUUUUUUUUUUUUAUACAAUGGAUAAUACUGCACCAUCACAACCACGAUAUGAAUAUGGACAUCAUACUAGUUUACCACCACCUACCAGUUAUCAUCCCCCUAACGAUGCAUCUGUACCUAUCAACCAUUAUCCUUCAACUUCUGACCAAAGAGUUAUUAUGAAAAGUGACACAAAUACAACUGAACAAGAUCAACAAAGUAGAAUGGAUACUAUACCUUCAACUAUUGACCGUAUUGGUUAUGAUGAACGUGAAAUGAGAGCAUAUGAAUUAGUAGUAUGUCAACAACCUUUACAUGCAAGAAUGUGUGGUUUUGGUGAAAAGGAUCGAAGACCUAUUGAUCCUCCUCCUAUUGUUCAACUGAUUGUUAGACAAAGAGGUCAAGAACCUGUGGACGUGCAAACUUUACAAAUACCAUUUUUUGUACUUCAUGUCACAUUAUGGUCGGCGGAUCGUACUGAAGAACGGAAUAUCAUUUCGAAUCCACCCAAGUGUACUCGUGUUUUGAUGGGCUCAUUGGUGAGUUCACCUAGUUUACUGAAGAAUCCCGAUGGUGAACAAGGUUUAUACUUUGCUUUUCCCGAUUUGAGUAUUCGUACCGAAGGACGUUAUACCUUACGUUUUAGUUUGAUGAAAUUGGUUAGUGCCGACUUUCAAACUGAUGCCAAAUCCAAGAUCAUUGCUCAAGUUUUUUCUGAUGCAUUCACUGUAUACUCCGCGAAAAAGUUUCCUGGUAUGACUGAAUCAACGGAUUUAUCAAAAGCAUUUGCUAAACAAGGGUUGAAGAUACCUAUUCGAAAUGAUGUACGAUCAAGAAAAACGGAUCCAUGACAAAAUUUACCAUUAUCUUCGUCGUAUUAUUCAAUAUUAUAGUUAUAUUAGUUAGUUUCAAGUUUACUUAGUUAGUUACUUAGUCAGUUGGUAUUAGUUACUGAUAGUUAGUUUUUUAUAUGUGUGUUUGUGUUGUGCCUGUGUUGAUGUGUAUAUAUUAUUAUGAAAUAAAAUGAUCAAAAAAAAAACAAGAAAC